Molecule: messenger RNA, 1450 nt
Organism: Papilio xuthus (Asian swallowtail)
Lineage: Eukaryota; Metazoa; Arthropoda; Insecta; Lepidoptera; Papilionidae
Exons: 9
Coding region: 113-1441 (442 amino acids)
Biological process (GO): glutathione metabolic process
Molecular function (GO): glutathione transferase activity
Source: RefSeq, a predicted model, not a curated record
UAGUGUUUCCACAAUGUUCGUGAGAUAGCAGCCGGCCGGCGUAGUUAGGUUACUUCGGGUCAGUAAACGCUAGGUGGGCGUCUGCGGCGGUAUCGUUCACUGCAAUCAAAUAAUGGCAAUAGACCUGUACUACACUCCGGGGUCGGCGCCGUGCCGCGCCGUGUUGCUGUUCGCGGCCGCUCUUAAUAUCAACGUCAACCACAACCUCGUGGACCUCAGAGCUGGAGAACAAUUGAAACCGGAUUUCUUAAAGUUAAAUCCUCAACACACUGUCCCAACGAUUGUAGAUGAUGGUUUUUCUCUAUGGGAGUCGCGCGCCAUCGGCCGGUACCUGGUGAAUCAAUAUGGCGGCGACAGCGAGCUAUAUCCUAAAGACCCUAAAGCUAGAGCUGUAGUAGACCAGAGAUUGGACUUUGAUUUAGGAUCACUGUAUCCCAAAUUCGCUCAGUACUUUUAUCCUCAAAUCUUCGGUGGUCAGCCCGCUAACGAGGAGCAUCUGAAGCAGCUGAAGGGUAGUCUGGACUUCCUCAAUACAUUCCUGGAGGGGAGCAAGUACGCGGCAGGAGAGGGACUGACCUUGGCUGACCUCAGCCUGGUGGCCACCGUGUCUACCAUUGAUACAGCCGGGAUCAGCAUUGCUGAAUAUCCUAAUGUUGUUCGAUGGUACGAACUGGUAAAGAAAACUGCACCUAACUAUGAAGAAGCCAACGGCAAAGGUCUUAAGAUGUUCAAACUUAUGAUAGACAACCUCAAGCCUAAAACUGAACUUCUAUUAGUAACAAUGCCGAUCGACUUUUACCACUCAAAAGCUUCGGCCCCUUGCCGCUUUGUGGAGUUAGUGGCGGCAGCACUUCACGUCCCAUUGAACCGCAAACAAGUCGACUUAAUGGCCGGCGAGCAUAUGCGUCCGGAAUAUAUCAAGAUGAAUCCUCAACAUAAUAUACCUACCAUCGUAGACGAUGGCUUCGUCCUAUGGGAGUCUCGCGCCAUCGGGCGAUACCUUGUCAACAAAUAUGGCGGCGAUAGCUCCCUGUACCCAAAAGACCCUCAAGCGAGAGCUGUAAUAGACCAGAGACUGGACUUCGAUAUAGGAACAUUGUAUGCCAGAUUUUAUCAGUACUUUUAUCCACAAGUACUGGAAGGUAAGUCAGCUGACGAGGGGGCGCUGAAGAAACUGCACGAAGCCUUCGCCAUGCUGAACACGUUCCUGGAGAAGAACAAGUAUGUAGCUGGGGAGGAACUGACUUUGGCUGACCUCAGUGUUGUCGCCAACGUGUCAACUAUCGAUUCAGUUGGGAUUAGUAUUGCAGAGUACCCUAAUAUUCUCAGAUGGUUUGAUCUUGUUAAAAAUACGGCGCCUGAUUACGAAGAAGCUAAUGGAAAAGGCGUACAAGAAUACAAAGAAGUUAUUGGAAAGCUUCGAUCAUUGAACUCAAAUUGAAAUGCUAUU